GCGCGAGAAUUUUUGCUGUGUAUAUUCCAGUAGGCUUCACACCGCCACACAAAGUAGUACAAGAAUGGAGGUGUGUGGGCAUCCAUUGUGCGUCGAAGCGGGGACAAAGACAUGCAGUCGGUGCCACGUGAGACGCUACUGCAGCCGCGAGUGCCAAGCGAGUGAUUGGAAAGCGCACAAGCCGGUGUGUGCCGCGCGCCAGCCUCGGUGGCACGAGCGCAUCCCGCGGACGCGCGUGUACGAACGCUUCGUGGUGAGUUUUCAGCUGCGUGUCGAAGACGAGUACGUGUUUGGGGGUGAAAUGGUCGGCACGUAUGGCGAGCAGACCGGAGGUGAGCCCUGCGCGCCACAGUUUAUGGCGUAUGUGCAACUUGCCAAGGCCAAGAGCGUGCUACCAAGCGACUGGACUGACGAAGACGACCGGCAAUUGAUGCAGCUGGCGAGCGGCGCCAUCCACUCGGCCAUCGAACAAAGCGAUGUCGUCACACGGUUCGGGUAUGGCGAGCAGUUGGUCUUGAGGGCGCUGGCAGAGACCAUCGUUGGUCCCCUUGGGCAGUGGGUUGACAAGUACUAGCUAGCUAGCUAGUAGUACUAUUAAUACUUCGUAGUACUACGUAGAAAUUGUAGCUCACGUACUUCUAUCAGGAUUGGCGGGUAAUGCAAACUGGUCGAUUAGUAU
Messenger RNA from Aphanomyces astaci, 679 nucleotides. RefSeq lists its product as hypothetical. The record is from RefSeq and is a predicted model, not a curated record. The transcript has a single exon. Lineage: Eukaryota; Oomycota; Saprolegniomycetes; Saprolegniales; Verrucalvaceae. The coding region runs from base 65 to 574 and encodes 169 amino acids.